Messenger RNA from Cynocephalus volans (Philippine flying lemur), 2427 nucleotides. It is a transcript of the gene PGBD1, whose product is annotated as piggyBac transposable element derived 1. Gene Ontology annotation, molecular function: sequence-specific DNA binding. NCBI's taxonomy places the organism in Eukaryota, Metazoa, Chordata, Mammalia, Dermoptera, Cynocephalidae. The coding region runs from base 1 to 2427 and encodes 808 amino acids. The record is from RefSeq and is a predicted model, not a curated record. The transcript has 6 exons.
AUGUAUGAAGCUUUGCCAGGCCCUGCUCCUGAAAAUGAAGAUGGCCUUGUGAAAGUGAAAGAGGAAGAUCCCGCCUGGGAGCAGGUGUGCAAAUUACAGGAGGGCAGCUCCCACACUCAGGAGCUUUGCCGCCUGCGCUUCCGGCAGUUCUGCUUCCAGGAGGCUCCUGGGCCCCGGGAGGCUCUGACCCAACUCCGAGAACUUUGCCAUCAAUGGCUGAGGCCAGAGGUGCACACCAAGGAGCAGAUCUUAGAGCUGCUGGUGCUGGAGCAGUUCCUGACCAUCCUGCCGGAGGAGCUCCGGGCCUAUGUGCGGACGUAUACUCUAGAGAGUGGGGAGGAGGCAGUGACAACACUGGAGAAUCUAGACACAAGACGUGGAGACACAGGACAGCAGGCCUCUGUCUACAUUCAAGGACAGGACAUGCACCCAGUAGUGACAGAAUAUCAAGGAGCCUCUUUGGAGUGUCAGAGCCUCCAGCUCCUUCCUGGGGUAACCACCCUGAAGUGUGAACCGCCACAGCUCCCCCAAGAGAACACCCAAGAAGUGAGUGGGCCUGCUCCCCAGGGAGCAGCCCUUCCUCAGGAAGAAAGCCCCAGGGACAAGAUAGCAGCACGUGAGUUUAACCCAGCUGGAUCCCAGAUGUCAGUGAAGACUGAGGAAGAAGCAUCCCAGGGCCUUGCCCCAGAGGAGUGGCCACAUCUGAGUCUGGCUCAGAGGAACCCCUGCGGGAACUCAGCUCAGGAGAAGGUUACAGGCCUCAGUCUGAUGACUGAAGAAUGUGUAACUGAAGAUGAAUUGUUUAAUACAAAGCAAGAAACUUCUGAAGAAAUGGAACAAGGUGGGGAGGCCUCAGGAAUACCCAACAGAGAUAGUAUACCCCAGAUCCCUUGUAGUACUCCUGUCUCUACUGGAAGGACAGUUGUGCAUUUGAACACUCUGAAGGACCGUCACCCAGGUGACUUGUGGGCCCGGAUGCACAUCUCAUCCUUAGAAUAUGCUGCAGGCGACAUUACCCGAAAAGGGAGAAAAAAAGACAAAGCUCGGGUGACUGAACUGCUCCAAGGCCUCGCAUUUUCUGGUGAUUCGGACACGGAAGAAGACAAUGAGCCUGAGAGGCAGCCUGCUCAGAAGAAGCUAAAGGUAUCAAGUGUACCUGAGAAGAAAUGGACCAAAAGAGACAUUAAACCUGACUUUCCUAGCUGGUCAGUACUGGAUUCUGGACUUUUGAACCUCAAGAGUGAAAAGUUGAACCCAGUAGAGCUCUUUGAAUUGUUUUUUGAUGAUGAAACAUUCAACUUGAUUGUCAAUGAAACCAAUAAUUAUGCUUCUCAGAAAAAUGUCAGCUUGGAAGUCACAGUUCAGGAAAUGAGGUGUAUAUUUGGUAUCCUGCUUUUGAGUGGAUUUGUAAGGCAUCCCAGAAGGGGAAUGUAUUGGGAAACCUCUGAUGCCGGUCAGAACCUGGUUAGAAAUGCAAUUCAAAGGGACAGAUUUGAAUUGAUUUUCUCAUACCUACAUUUUGCAGAUAAUAGCCACCUAGAUCAAAAAGAUAAGUUUACAAAAUUGAGGCCUCUCAUAAAGCAAAUGAAUAAAAAUUUCCUCUUGUAUGCUCCCCUAGAAGAAUACUAUUGCUUUGAUAAGUCAAUGUGUGAAUGUUUUGAUAGUGACCAAUUCCUGAAUGGAAAGCCUAUUAGAAUUGGCUAUAAAAUUUGGUGUGGUACAACCACACGGGGUUAUCUGGUUUGGUUUGAGCCCUAUCAAGAAGAAGCAACUAUAAAGGCAGAUAAGGAUCUUGACCUUGGCUUAGGUGGAAAUCUAGUGAUGAACUUUGCUGAUGUUCUUUUAGAGAGAGGUCAGUAUCCCUAUCACCUGUGUUUUGAUAGUUUCUUUACAAGUGUCAAAUUGGUGUCAGCCUUGAAGAAGAAGGGGGUGAGGGCAACAGGAACAAUUUGUGAGAACAGGACUGAAAAAUGUCCACUUAUGAAUGCAGAACAUAUGGAAAAAAUGAAGAGGGGGUAUUUUGAUUUCCGAGUGGAAGAAAAUGAUGAGAUAAUUUUGUGUUGUUGGCAUGGUGAUGGCAUUAUCAGUCUGUGUUCCAACGCUGUGGGCAUAGAACCAGUCAAUAAGAUAAAUUGUUUUGCUGCUGAUGAAGAGAUCUCUCAGAUAAGUCAACCAUCCAUAGUGAAAUUGUAUGAUGAAUGCAGGAAAGGUGUAGCUAAAAUGGAUCAAAUUAUUGCCAAGUACAGGGUGAGGAUAAGAAGCAAGAAAUGGUACUCAAUUUUGGUGAGCUACAUGAUCGAUGUAGCCAUGAACAAUGCAUGGCAACUGCAUAGAGCCUGUAACCCGGCUGCCUCGCUAGACCUCUUAGAUUUUCGGAAAUGUGUGGCUCAUUUCUACUUGGAACAUAAUGCUAAUCUGUCAGAUUAA